AUGAUGGAAGGAAGGAUAACCUUGCGACAAACAGAAGAUAUGCUCUCGGACUUGCCAGAUGCGUUCUGGCAAUUAUUUAGAAGAAUAAAGACGAUUAUUGUUUUAGAAAAUGAUGUUCAUGGAUGUUUGGAGAGAAUGCGUAACAGGAAUAAUGGAAUUGAUUUGAUGACGAUCGAUUACGUUAUUGCACAGAAUCAAGUGUUCCAGCUGUUGGCUAAAUUUAUUAAUGCAAAAGUGAUUGUACAUAAAAAGGGAGAAAAUAUGGAUUGUUGGAUGAGACGACUUCAUCAAGAGACGAUGUCAUUAUGGUGUGAGGGAGUUCUUGAAGGGGAGGAUGAUCUGUAG
Gregarina niphandrodes is the source of this 345-nucleotide messenger RNA. RefSeq lists its product as hypothetical. The record is from RefSeq and is a predicted model, not a curated record. The transcript has a single exon. The coding region runs from base 1 to 345 and encodes 114 amino acids. NCBI's taxonomy places the organism in Eukaryota, Apicomplexa, Conoidasida, Eugregarinorida, Gregarinidae.